CGCAGGGAGACUCUCAGACAGUACGAGGGAACACAUCUACAAGCCUCAAUCACUGAAAGAGCAAUCAGUGCAGAAUGCAGAGCCUAUGCGUAUUGCUGAUUCUCACCUUUUACGGGUCAGCUCUGGGUCACUCCCUGCAAGAACAUCAGACAGAUUUUGGACUACAAGUGUUCUUGGAAGCUGCCCACUCCCAUCCAGACCAGAACCUGGCCUUGUCUCCCUAUGGCAUCUCCUCCGUGCUGGGGAUGGCUCAGCUGGGGGCCUAUGGUAGCACACUGCAGACCCUGAAAGACCAUAUGGGCUACUCUCUGCAAGAUCGUGGAAUGCCACGAAAACAGAGGCUUCUCCAGAGAGAACUGCACAGUGAAAGGGGUGUAGAGGUCGCCAGUGGCGUGAUGGUGGACAGAAAGGUGAUCCUGGAGAAGCCCUUCCGGCGCAGCCUCACAAAAGCAUUUCAGAGCAUGCCUCACCAGGUAGACUUUGGCCAGCCAGAGACUGCCACACAGGUCAUCAACUCCUGGAUGUCUGACAGAACUGGAGGCAUGAUCCCAAACUUUCUGCCAUCUGGAGUGCUGAGUGAGCAAACACGUUUGGUGUUACUGAAUGGCCUCCACUUCCACGGGCUCUGGAAAAUGCCCUUUGACCCCAAGCUAACAGAAGAGAUGCUUUUCUACCAAGCUAAUGGUAGUGCUAUAUCAGUGCCAAUGAUGAGAACAACACAGAAAUUCAACUAUGGCGAGUUUAUUACAGAAGACGGUGUUGAUUAUGAUGUCAUUGAGGUACCCUAUGAGGGGGACUCGCUGAGCAUGCUCCUGGUGUCAUCAUUUGAGAGGGACAUGCCACUGUCUGCCCUGACCAAAGAGUUGAGUAGCAGCAAACUUCAAGAAUGGAGAGAGCAGCUUAGGAACGUUAACCGACAACUGGUGCUACCCAGGUUUUCCAUUGACACAGAUAUUGAUCUUAAGUCCACGCUGAACAAAGUGGGUCUCGGCAACAUAUUCAACCCCACCAAGGCCGAUUUCUCCCGCAUUACUACUGAAGAACCAUUGUGCAUAUCUAACGUCCUUCAGAGAGUAAAGAUCAAGGUAAAUGAAGAGGGAACCGAAGGCUCCUCAGCUACAGCUGCCAUCAUCUACUCUCGCAUGGCUGUAGAGGACCACACUCUGGACCGUCCAUUCCUCUUCCUUAUCCAGCAUAAGCCAACAGGCACUGUGCUUUUCAUGGGUCAAGUCAACCAACCUCAGAGUCACUAGCAUUCCACUGCCAUAUCUGAAUUUAGAUAAGAAGCUCAAAGAACAAGAACAUUGGCAGUGUCUACUGUCAAACAGCAUACUACUGAAUCCAUGCAGGUGUUGGCAAAAGAAUUAGGCAACAACAGCCUGGAAUGCAACCUAAGACCCUGCUAGAAAGUAUAAUUUGGAUCUUAACAUCAAAGCAAACAAGUCAGUAUGUUUGCAGAAGCUGGCCUUCUCAAUUAGGAAUGUUCAAGCAAUGUUGUGCUAGAGCUUAUCUAAUUUUCUAAAGAGUUAAGGCAAAUGAAGGAAAACGCCACUAUAGAUUAAAAAGCAACAAAUGUCUUGAAAAUGUGGGAUUAGAGAUCACCUUUUAUUACAAGCAGAUUUGGAAUGGUUUUAAAACGGAGUAAUACCUGAAAUUCACAAAGCAUGGAUGAGUAAUUUUUGCCUUUUGAAAUGAUCUAUAGUAAUCAUUUUGCCUAUGUAAUGACAAGGUGUAUUAAUUUUCAUAGAGAAUAUUUUUGAUAUUUUUUUAUUUUGCUGUUUAUGCAUAGGCUGAUAUUCAUAUUGUGUUAAAGAUGUUUUAAUAUGUAUAUUUAUUUCUUUCUGAAUGCUUUCUUUACAUGAUGACGUAUAUGAUGAAGAUGACGUGUUUACACAUGAUAUGUACAUGUAAAACUUUCAUGACCAAGAAACCUCAUGUGCUGUAGUUGGAGGUUCAUUUGCAACUAGCGACACCUGGUGUCCACAGAUCCAGAGAUUCAUAUCAAUGUAGAACGGAGAAUGAGGUCUAUUGCUUUUUCCUCCCCCCCCCCCCAUCGCAUACAGCACAACCUCGCUCCAUUAGCAUAAGUAAUGAAAACGCUUCUCUGCAUCGUAAACCAAGAUAAGAUAAAAUAAGAAAAACUAUAAAAAGUCUCCUAUUUGAAAACGAAAA
This is a messenger RNA of Electrophorus electricus (electric eel), 2172 nucleotides long. It is a transcript of the gene serpine1, whose product is annotated as serpin peptidase inhibitor, clade E (nexin, plasminogen activator inhibitor type 1), member 1. The record is from RefSeq and is a predicted model, not a curated record. Gene Ontology annotation, biological process: negative regulation of vascular wound healing; negative regulation of plasminogen activation; negative regulation of endopeptidase activity. Gene Ontology annotation, molecular function: serine-type endopeptidase inhibitor activity. Lineage: Eukaryota; Metazoa; Chordata; Actinopteri; Gymnotiformes; Gymnotidae.